CAAAACAAAAACCUGCGGCCGCGGCUUGAGAAACAAAAGCAACAAAACCACAACACUCGUAGCAAUGUAGUUCAAAUUGAUUAAAUGUUCAAAUAAGCGUGGAAAGUGUCAACGACAGCAGUAUAAACAAUGCCAAACAAAAUGGUUAAAAUAUUCUUCAGUUGAAAGUGAAAGCUGCUGCGUCUGUGAAAUGUUGUCGCCGGCGAGCUAAAGCAAAAACGAAUCAACCAACAAAAAAAAAAUAAAUAUAAAACAAUAGCGCGAAAACGAAAAACCAAAAACUAAAAAAAAAACGAGACAAGUUAUGCUAAUUUAUAGUAUUAGCUGUGCUGUGUUGAGAAAUGUAAGCCAAAUUUGCACAUGACGAAGCGACAAACACAAAAUUCAACAGAUAUUCAAACAUUGUUCGAUGAGCAGCAGCAGCAGCAGCAAAAAUAAAUUGGCCAAAAUGCGUCUGCAACAGCGUUACAACAACAGCAACAACAACGGCAGCAGCAACAACAGCUCGAUAGCAACUCAAACGAUUGGCAAUAGCAGCAACAACAACAAUAAUAAUAACAAUAUGAAUAACAACAACAACAAAAUGCACAAUCAUCGCGCCAAGAUACUAAACAUCAUCAACAGCAAUCGCAACAAUAAUAAUAACAACAACAACAGCAGCAGCAACGGUUUCUUCAAACUGCGCAGCUCAACAAAAGCGACAGCAAAAGCAGCAACAACUUCUUCAAGUAAAAACAAUUGCAGCAACCAACAAGCCAUGCAAUUGGAUGUUGAUGCCGAUGAUGCGAUUGUGGAAACACUGGAGGAGACCACAACAGCUGUGGAGCUGCGAUCGAAGGCAGCUUCAGCCUCCUCAGCGUCAGCAACUGUUGCCAUUGGCAAUGGCUCAAACGCUAACUCGGUCAGCAACUCGAGCUCACAGUAUCGUGGCUACACCACGCUGAGAAGCAACUCCACUUCGGCCAUACUGGCGGAGGUUGGACUGCCGGGUCUGUUGAGCAACAGUGCGAGCAUGUUGUACGCCCGCCCCCGCACUCUGAAUGUCCACAAUAUCUGCCAGACGCCAGCGCAAAUAACGCAAAUGUUUUUUGGAGAAGUCCUCAAUGCGUGGAGAGCCAAAGCCCGUUGCAAUGUGGUGCCUGAAGAGCGGACUCAGGAGCUCUUUCACGAGCUAAGCUUUCAUCCCAGCCAAAAGCAGAUUUGCGAAAUGCUGCAGACGGCUAAGAAAGUGGCCCGCAAAGGUCGAGGGCAGGCGAAUGGCUUGACGUUUGGACAAUUUUGUGUGCUCGCUGCUGAUUUGAAGCGUUUUCGCGCUUCGACCUUUUCGAAUGCAUCAAACUACUGUGAUGUCAAGUACCAACAACUCUCAAGCUCUCUGCUGCAGCAACAGGACGAAGCCAGCCAGGCGGCGACUGCAACGCCGACAGCUGCAGGUGAACACAGCUCCAAUAAAUCGCAAAAGCAUUUGCAAGCCGGCAAUGCCACAGCAACAACGUCCGCAACACCUGCCACAGGGGCACACUAUAACAAAAAGUCGGACAGUUAUGGCACAGAGCUACGCAGUACAAAGUCCUUCAGCAGUGUCGACGACACCAAGAAGAAAAAGAAUGCCACUAAUGAACCCGUCGAGGUAUUCCUCGGCGGCUCCUGCAAUCCAACCACCUGGCGUGCGGAUGUUGCCAUACCCACACUCAAGGAGCUGGGCAUUUCGUUCUACAAUCCUCAAGUAUCCGAUUGGACGCCCGAUCUCAUUGAACUCGAGCAUCGCGCCAAGGAAAAGGCACGUGUAUUAUUUUUUGUUAUGGAUUCGGAAACACGCGCAUCUGCUGGUGCCAUCGAGGCGGCACACAUAGCGGGUCAAAACUGCAAGCAGCUAGUGUUGGUUUUGCAUCCGUAUAAACCAAAUCAAAGGAUCCUCAACGAGCCUAUUUCACAGCAAGAAUACCUCGAUUUACAUCGCAAUCAAUUGAUACUUAAGGAGCUGGUCUCCCGUCGCGGUCUGCCAGUGUUGGAUAACAUCCCAUCUGGGCUGCAGCGCACCAAGGAAAUUCUAUCCGGCAUUAGGGAUCCACCGUCCAAAAUAUCUUCUAUAUUAGAUACCGUACGCGGCGCAUUUGACCGCGUCAAUCCCCAAAGCGAACUACUCACUGUGGAACAGUGCAAACGUGCUCUCUUAUUUUUAGGCUAUGCUCAGAGUUUAGUUAAUUUAGAUAAUCUGAAUAAGAUAAUAAUCAAUCAACGCGAAUCAUUGAAACUGCUACAAACGCAAAGUACAAAGGCUGGCGAGGAGACCAAGCAGGACAAGGACAACGAGAAGGAGAAGGAGGAGGAGAAGAACUGCAGCUCCACGUCGGCCAUGCCAAACCAUGAGCUCAUCGAUUUCGAUCUAUUCUGCGUCAUCUCGGCGUAUCUCUCAGUGCUGCAGCAGGAGAUACAUGAGAGCGGUUGCAUCUCGCCCAUCAAGGGCACAAAUGUGCCGCCUCCGCAGGUUUACUUUACCAAUGCUCCAGAUGUCGACAUCUAUUACUCGGCCAGCAAAAACAUUUCACGCACCUCGAGCAACGCCAGCGUUCCGUCGAACAGCAGCAGCGGCAUUGGCCACGAUCUGGAGCGACAGAAUCUGGUGGAACAGCUAAGUCGCAGUCGCGAUAGUGGCACUUCAUCGCCGCAGCCAAGCGGCAGCAUGACGACGCUGGGUAAAAAGGGUCAGACCCAAAUAAUGCUGAACGUCGAGUCGAUUGAGACAACCGAAAUAAUCACCACCAAAACGAUCGAAACCAAACCUUUUACGGCUGCCAGCAGCAAUGUGACUGCCACGCCCACCGAGGAGGAGGAGAGUGACUCGAAUGACUCUGUCUUCUCCAGCAGCAGUUCCAUCGCCAGCGCUGGCGAUUUACUCUGCUGCUCUGGCCUCGAUCUGCGCGAUGUUUAUCUGGGUGGCAGCUGCGUGUUGCGCACCAAAUGGCGACAGCAGCUCGCCAUGCCCUAUUUGUUGGCCAAGGGUGUGAGUUUUCAUGCGCCUGCGCUGCACGAGAGCAUCACACAGACGUCGGCGACCUUACAAGAGUCGACGACUGCGCAGGAGCAACGUCCGCAGGAGCAGCAGCAGCAACGUUCGUUUAUGCGCACGCGUCGAAAGUGCCGUGGCAAUCAGCUGCAGCUCGAGGAGCAGGAGGAGCUAACCGUGGCCGAGGAAUCGCUUAGCUGGUCACUGCCUCCCAUGGCUGUGCGCCAGAAUCUCUACAAUCCCACGCUGCUGGACUCCAGUCGAGUGCUGCUGUUUGUCAUCACCAACGAGACGCGUUCGCUGGCACCCAUGACACUGGCGGCCCAUUGCAUUGGACUCAUGUACAAUGUGGUGUUGGCCGUUCAAAUGCUGCCCGAGGAUUGUGUGCUUGGUGGCGAGAAGCUGACGCUGGCCGCCAUCAAGGACUACAAUCGUGGACGCUCGUAUCUCAUCGAUCUGGCCAAGCGCCAAGGUGUUCCGGUCUUCAAUGACAUCCAGGCAGCUCUGGAAUGCACUGUGGCCAAGGUGCAGAUGUAUAAUAAUCGCGAGCGUUGCUAAAUUCGUACCUGUUUCAGUUUCCAGCACGUGACAAUUUAAGCUACAUUUAUAUAUUUAGUGCAAUUUAUGUUGUUUUUUUAACUCUUAAACUAUAGCUAUAUGGAAAUUACUUAACAACGUGUGUGUCUUAAUUGUAUUUAAGUCUAACCAAAUUCAUUCUGCUAUAACUUUAACUAUAAUGCCUAUGCGUCCCCCCACUAUGCUAACUAAUAUUGCGUAUACGUAAUCUACCAUAAUAAUUUAAGCUAAACUAAAAAAAACAAACAAAAGAAGUGUAAAACAAAUAUGUCGUCGCCCAGAAAGCGCAUUUCAUAAACAACAAAGCAUUAUGCUUUAUGCUAA
Molecule: messenger RNA, 3907 nt
Organism: Drosophila nasuta
Lineage: Eukaryota; Metazoa; Arthropoda; Insecta; Diptera; Drosophilidae
Gene: raw
Product: NDT-like domain-containing protein raw
Exons: 10
Coding region: 410-3565 (1051 amino acids)
Cellular component (GO): plasma membrane
Source: RefSeq, a predicted model, not a curated record